GCGCUCGUUUUACCGCUAAAACCAAACUCGCCGGAGAAUCCUCUUCUUCCUGCAGCGGCUGCUGUGUUUGGAUCCGAUCGACAGCACGUCAGGUCUGUGUUACUCAGAGCUGCAGCUGAAGAUGGGAAUCUCUGGUCUACUACAGUUCAUCAAAGAUGCAUCUGAGCCCAUCAGUGUGAAAAAAUACAGAGGCCAGACAGUGGCUGUGGACACAUACUGCUGGCUCCACAAAGGAGCGUUUUCAUGUGCUGAGAAGCUGGCUAAAGGAGAACCCACUGACCAAUAUGUAUGGUACUGCAUGAAAUUUGUCGACAUGUUGUUGACCUUUGGUGUCAAACCAGUGCUGGUAUUUGAUGGACGCAAUCUGCCCUCCAAACAAGAAGUGGAAAAGGCUCGCAGAGAGCGCAGACAAGCCAACCUUCAAAAAGGCCGACAGCUGCUACGCGAAGGCAAAUUGUCUGAGGCCAGGGACUGUUUCACCCGCUGUGUUAACAUCACACCAGCCAUGGCUCAUAAUCUUAUUAAGGCUGCAAGGGCCAAAGGGGUGGACUGUGUGGUGGCUCCAUAUGAAGCUGAUGCUCAGCUAGCUUUCCUCACUAAAUCUGGUUUGGCCCAGGCUGUCAUCACUGAAGACUCUGACCUGCUGGCAUUCGGAUGUAAAAAGGUGAUUCUCAAAAUGGACAAGCAGGGCAACGGUCUGGAGAUAGACCAGAGUAACCUGGGCCGAUGUCGCAGCUUGGGGAACGUUUUCACAGAGGAGAAGUUUCGGUACAUGUGCAUCCUCUCUGGCUGCGACUAUCUUGCCUCCCUGCAUGGCAUUGGCCUGGGCAAAGCCUGCAAGCUGCUACGGCUGGCCCAAGACCCGGAUAUCCUAAAGGUGAUCAGGAAGAUGGGCCAGUACCUGAAAUCAAAUCUAGUGGUUCCCGAGCAAUACAUCGAGGGGUUCAUCAGAGCCAACAACACCUUCCUCCACCAGCUCGUCUUCGAUCCCAUCAGGAGGAAGGUUGUACCUCUCAACCCAUACCCUGAGCACAUUGACCCAGCCACGCUCAGCUACGCUGGACUAAAUGUAGGAGAUGAGAAAGGCUUGCAAAUGGCCUUAGGAAACCUUGACAUCAACACGAUGGCGAGGAUCGAUGACUUCAACCCAGACAAACCCACUUCACAGAAGCCUAAACGCCACAGACGGCACUGGAAUGACUCACCAGCUCCCACUGGGCCUAGUAUCUGGAGUGUAGACUUCAAGCCAACCUCUGCUGCCCCGCCCUGUUCUGCUGAGUCUCCAGACAGGAUUUCCUCCACCAGGGGGAAGGAGAGAGUCAUCGGCUUACAGGGUCUGAGGCUGCCCUGCAGAGAGCUGCAGGUGAAGAGACCAAGAGAAGACUCUGGAGUAUCCGACCAGGACGUGCUGCAGCAGUACUCCUCCUCCAGUCAGAAACGGUCCAAGACAGACCAACAGCCUGACAAGCCCAAAUUCACAUGUCAGUCACGACCACGCAACCGCUUCGCCACGCUGCUGCAGAGGAGGAACCAGGAAGCUGAGGAGGAUGGCCAGGCCACAUGCAGCAGAUUCUUCAGCAGUUCCAGCUCCACAGUCAGUCUGAGCACCAAGGAGUCUGCUCAGGAGGAUUUACCUCAUGGUGGGGAGCCCACAGCUGCAAGUCCCACUGAGGACAAGUCCUCUCCCAGCAACCAGACCAGUGACAGCGACGGUCCUGAUGUUCCAUCUGUGGACACCCCAAGCCCACCUCCAUCACCAACCACUACACCCCCCAGUUCAGCCAGUCAAGGCCUCAGGCUGUUUAAAUGGUCGGGCAGCUCCUCCUCCAUGGAAAAAUCAAACACUCCUCAGUCCACCUCAGGCCUGGCUGCCCUUCAGCAAUUUCAGUUUAAGAGGGAGAGAUUUUCCUCCUCUCCAAAGACCCACAAUCCCUGUAAAGAAGCGUCAUCCUUGUGUCCAUCCUCCACUGACGAAAUACCAGAGGACAACCUCCCAGACUCCCCUCCGUCCCAGGACAGUGCCUACUUCUCCCAGUCUCAGCCUUACCACACAUCCUGCCAUAAAGAGGAAGUCCCCAACCGCAGCCUCCCCUCCUUCGACCAGGAUGACGCAACAUCUGAAAUAAAUUUGCACAGCGAUUCCAAAGUGGAGCAGAGUCCAACAUAUUCAGAUAAGAAAUCUGGCAGCCUGGGGUCAAAGGUUUCAGGUCUGUCAAAACUGAAGUCCAUCAACCACAGUCAAGCAACAAAAGUGCCGACGUUGGGCCCAGCCAGGGCCAGUGGACUGAGGAAGAAGUCUGUGGGAUCUGGAAAGAAAGUUUCCUCCCCCAAUAAUGAGAACAGCCCUGGAGUCCAGGCCACCAUCAGCAGCCUGUGGAAGAACUUCAGCUUCAAAAAAGAUACCCAGAAGUUGACUUCCGGUACAGACGGAAAGCCAAAGCCCGUAUCUCCAGUCAAAGACAACGUGCUGACCAGCUCGUCUCACACAGACAUCGGAUUAAUCAUCAGCUUCUGAUAGAUGCUUGGAAUGUUUCACACAGCUCUGUGUGGGAGUGACGUUUUUAAACAUACCAUGUAUGUCAAUUCAAUUAUCAUCAACUUGUAUUUCUAGUUAUAAAUAAAGCAACCCUCUUAUGA
This is a messenger RNA of Paralichthys olivaceus (Japanese flounder), 2637 nucleotides long. RefSeq names its product exonuclease 1 (gene exo1). Gene Ontology annotation, biological process: DNA recombination; mismatch repair. Gene Ontology annotation, cellular component: nucleus. The record is from RefSeq and is a predicted model, not a curated record. Gene Ontology annotation, molecular function: 5'-3' DNA exonuclease activity; DNA binding; metal ion binding. NCBI's taxonomy places the organism in Eukaryota, Metazoa, Chordata, Actinopteri, Pleuronectiformes, Paralichthyidae.